Molecule: messenger RNA, 1267 nt
Organism: Effrenium voratum
Lineage: Eukaryota; Dinophyceae; Suessiales; Symbiodiniaceae
Source: the annotation of a GenBank genome assembly
CUCCCAGAUCCAUCCGCCCCAUCCCAGCUUCGAAGCCUUCGGCCUGGCUCGCUCGCGAGCAAGCGGAAGCGGAGGCGGAGGCGCGGAAGCCGAUGCCAUGGCCCAUGCGGCGGACUGCGCGGCCAACGCCCACCGGCAGCGGCCCCCGCCCCCGCUGCCGCUGCCGCCGCAGCUCACGGUGGCCCAGCUGCCGCAGCUGCUGAGACCCACAGGCAAACGCUUCCAGGCAGCGCCAGGCCCGCCGGAAGCCCCCGAACUUCAGGACACUCAGCUGGAGGGCUCCCACGAUUUGGUCGCGGCAUCGGAGCCGGAGAAUGGGCCUGCAAAGCCGGACCCAGAGAGUGAGGGCCGAGCUGAGCACGAGCCAGAUUCCGACAGCGCAAGAGCACGCACGCAGCGGGCUGUUGACAUCGAGGGCUCCCACGAUUUGGUCGCGGCAUCGGAGCCGGAGAAUGGGCCUGCAAAGCCGGACCCAGAGAGUGAGGGCCGAGCUGAGCACGAGCCAGAUUCCGACAGCGCAAGAGCACGCACGCAGCGGGCUGUUGACAUCGAGGGCGCCCACGAUUUGGUCGAGGCACCGGAGUCGGAGAAUGGGCCUGCAAAGCCGGACCCAGAGAGAGUGGUGGGUGAGGAGGUGGCGAGUGAGGGGCAGGGCUCCGGCCUCACUGCGCCGGACCCGGAGAGCAUCUUGGCCGAAGGGCUUCGACAGCCGCCAGGUGGGCGGACAUCCCCGGUGUUGGCGGUAAAAGGCGAUCAGACCGACGACUUGCACGGCCAGCCAGCUGAGGUGGCCCUGGCGAUUUGGUCGGAGGACACGUCCUUGGAGGAGUGGCAGGCGAAGUCUUUCGCAGAGUUGGCCGAGAUCGUUUCAAAGAUCUUGGCGGACAUGGCGACACUGAGCUCCCAAUGCGAUAGGCUUUUUCUCAAGUCCUGCCACUCCGUGUCAGGUGACAGCUACUUGGAUGUGGAGAAGCUCCAUGUGCUCACGCAGCUCUUGAUCGAUCGCUUCGGUUGCCGGUCCUCCGGAACCUUGGAGCGCAUCGGGCAAGUGUAUGGGGCUGUCACCGCAGGGAGGGACGAAACAGGCCUCAGCAGCUUGGAGUUUCAGGGCUACACUGCAGCGGUGCUGACUCAGCUCCUGCAAGACUUGGAGUCGCAGAUCGCAUCUGGCGAUCUUCCGGAGAGCCGCGCGGAUCCACAAGGUGGUCUGAUGGAGACGCUGCAAGACUGGAUAUCGCAACUUACUUCGGCGCUGGAGUGAGCGUCC